AUGAUCUUCUUCUUUCUUCUGUCCAUCCUGGCCCUGGCCAGCUCUGCCAUCGCCCAGACAUUCACCGACUGCAAUCCCACCAAGAAGUCAUGUCCCGCAGAUGCCGCGCUCGGCACCGAGCACACCUGGCAGUUCAACUCGACGCUCAACGACAAGAUCUGGAACAUGAAGACCGGCGACAUCAAAUACACCAACGACGGCGCUGAGUUCACCUUCAGCAAAGAGGGCGAGUCUACGCUGCUGCAGUCUAACUUCUACAUCUUCUUCGGCGUCGUCGAAACGCACGUCAAGAUGGCUCGCGGCGGCGGCGUCAUCAGCAGCGUCGUGCUCGAGUCGGACGACCUCGACGAGAUCGACUGGGAGUGGGCCGGUUACAACACCAGCGCCGUGCAGUCCAACUUCUUUGGCAAGGGCAACACCACAACGUACGGCCGUGGCGGUACUCACGUCGUGGCUAAUGCUGAUAUCGAAUUCCACAACUACACCACCUACUGGGACAAGGACCGUCUUGAGUGGUGGAUCGAUGGCGACCUCGUGCGCACCGUCAACUAUUCCGAGCCCAACACCGUCUUUGGCCAAAACUACCCGCAGACCCCCUGCCGCGUCAAGGUCAGCAACUGGCCCGCCGGCAGAAAGGGUGCCAAGCAAGGCACUAUUGACUGGGCCGGUGGCUUGGUCGAUUACGACAAGGGCCCCUUCACCAUGACCGUCCAGAAGAUGCGUGUAAAAGACUUUCACUCGGGCCAGGAGUAUACGUACUCGGACCAUUCGGGAAGCUGGCAGAGCAUCGAUGUCAAGGGUGGGAACUCGACCGCCCUGACCGAGAUCAACAAGCCUCCUCCCAAGUCUAUGUCAGAGAAAUGGGAGGAAUUAGGUGAAGGCGCCCAUAUCGGCAUCUACUGUGGCGCCGCAGCCGGCGGCAUCCUGGGCAUUGCCGCGUUUGUGAUCUUUUUCUUGCGCCAGCGCCGCAAGGGCCGUCUGGAAUAUGCCCUGGACGAUGCCCGCCAUGCCACCGAGCGCGCCGAUGCCGAAAACUACCAGAAUGAUUGGAAACAGACCGAAUGGAAGAACCGGGGCUAUCAGCAAGUCAGCUAG
Penicillium alfredii is the source of this 1095-nucleotide messenger RNA. RefSeq names its product glycoside hydrolase family 16 protein. The transcript is spliced from 2 exons. Gene Ontology annotation, molecular function: glycosyltransferase activity; hydrolase activity, hydrolyzing O-glycosyl compounds. The coding region runs from base 1 to 1095 and encodes 364 amino acids. Lineage: Eukaryota; Fungi; Ascomycota; Eurotiomycetes; Eurotiales; Aspergillaceae. The record is from RefSeq and is a predicted model, not a curated record. Gene Ontology annotation, cellular component: fungal-type cell wall. Gene Ontology annotation, biological process: fungal-type cell wall organization; carbohydrate metabolic process.